AUGGACCUGUCCGGGGCGAAUGCCAUUUCCUACGCGCCAGCUGCCAACUGCGAAGAUGAAGUGAAGCCCAUCAAGGCAGUGCAUGGCAGCGGCUUCGCGAGGAUGGAGCUUCCCUGGGAGAAGCGCAGCCAUGCCGGCUUUAAGGUGCCGGUCGAGGUGCGUUCCUCAAGAAUCCCUGGUGCUGGCCUGGGCCGUUUCGUGACCGUGCCAGUGAAGGCAGGAACCGUGCUCCGUUCGGAUACCUUGAUCAACUUCAGAGAGUAUCUUCAAGGCCCCAAAGGCGAGAGGGCGGCCAUCCAUCUCCAGAGUGCGGAGGAGAUUGAGGCCUUGGCAGAGUACUUCUCCAUCGGGAAUGUUUCGACGGAGGUGCGCGAGAAGAUGGUGGGGUUCAUCGGCUCCAUUGGCGCAGACCGUGCUCAGGGGACCCCUGUGUCUUUCGUACUGACGCAUUCCUUUCAUGUAAACCAUGGCGACAAUCCAAACUUCUAUGACUUCGUGGAGAACGGUGUGUUGUACUACAAGACGAUGCGUGACCUGGCGGCCGGCGAGGAACUGAUCGUCAACUACAGGGCCAUGGGAAUGCCAGCUCAUGUGAAAGAGUGGUGCUCGCGACGAGGAUUGAGGGAUGUGCAGACGGAGGCUGAGGAAUGGAACAGCUAA
This is a messenger RNA of Symbiodinium sp. CCMP2592, 660 nucleotides long. The record is from the annotation of a GenBank genome assembly. Lineage: Eukaryota; Dinophyceae; Suessiales; Symbiodiniaceae.